This is a messenger RNA of Lentinula edodes (shiitake mushroom), 1293 nucleotides long. RefSeq lists its product as uncharacterized. The record is from RefSeq and is a predicted model, not a curated record. The transcript has 6 exons. Bases 113 to 1150 code for a protein of 345 amino acids. Lineage: Eukaryota; Fungi; Basidiomycota; Agaricomycetes; Agaricales; Omphalotaceae.
GCUCAUCCGUUUACCCCUAUGUUGUUCGCGGUCGACGUCAGCUCGUCGGCAUUAGACUUGGAUCAACGUAUAUUUAAGAGAGGAAUAACUUCGAAACUCUCAAAAAUCUCAAAUGGGCCGUCUUACCUUGUGGCGUUUUAUUUGCGAGCAAUACCAGACGUUCAAGCCAGUCGAGAAAGUUGACCUGACGGGCAAGACUGUCAUCGUCACUGGCGGAAAUGGUGGUCUCGGCUUCGAGGCUGCGAAGCAUUUUGCCACAAUGAAUCCUGGUCGUUUGAUUAUUGCGUGCCGGAGCGAGGAGAAGGGCAAGGCAGCUAUUUCCAAGAUUUCGCAAGACACAGGCUAUACUAAAGCCGAAGUCUGGAUUCUUGACCUCGCCCGUUUCGCCUCCGUGCGUGAAUUUGCAGAUCGGUUUGAACGUGAAGGCGGGCGACUCGACAUAUUGGUAGAAAACGCCGGUAUAGUCGCUUUACCUGUAUAUGAAAAAACAGAAGAUGGAUACGUCUCUAUCCUUCAAACUAACGACAUAUCCCCGUCUCUCCACACGCUUCUGCUUCUCCCUUACAUGAUAAAAACCGCGGAGGAGUAUAACACGAAACCAAGGAUCGUCCAGGUCUCUAGCGACGUCCACUACUGGGCCAUGGACAAGACGAGUAAAAAAUUCGUGAAUCAACCCAACAUGAUUGACGCACUGUCGAGUCUUGACUAUCACAAACAGGCGUCUCUGGAUGCUCAUUAUUUCGAUUCCAAACUGCUCAACGUUUUCUUUGUGCGGGCUCUCCAGGCCCGCCUCGGUAAAUAUCCCUCUAUAAUCGUCAACGCUGUCAAUCCAGGAUAUUGCUACAGCGGAUUCCGCACGAAUUUCUCAGGAGCAAGGGCCUUUGUCGAUCAUUUAAUGGAAAAGCUUUUUGCAAUGACGACUGAGGAAGGUGGCCGUCAACUUGUUUGGGCUGCAGUCGGCGGAUCUGGAGCAGAGGAGAAGCUCAAAGGAGGAUACGUCUCGUUUGGUGAAGUCGUGGAGCCGAGCGACUUUUCCAUAAGCAAAGAAGGACAUGCUCUUGAAGAGAAAUAUUGGAAUCAGCAGCUGGACAUCUUGAAAGGAGUCGAUCCGCGUGUAAAGCAAAUUGUCGACCAGUAUCUUCAGAAUUAAGGGUAUAUUUAGAUCGGAAUCAUAGUUCUUAUGUGUAUAAUGGUAAUUAUAUCGAUAACAUCUGCAACUUGGCAGUCGAAGAAGAUGCGACGCAAGUAAGUAUUACUGAAGGAGGGACCGUCGACACACUAAAUGACUAGCAU